Messenger RNA from Spinacia oleracea (spinach), 2672 nucleotides. Its product is annotated as putative transcription factor bHLH041. Gene Ontology annotation, molecular function: protein dimerization activity. Lineage: Eukaryota; Viridiplantae; Streptophyta; Magnoliopsida; Caryophyllales; Amaranthaceae. The transcript has 8 exons. Bases 503 to 2245 code for a protein of 580 amino acids. The record is from RefSeq and is a predicted model, not a curated record.
UUAAUCUCAAAACAAAACAAAAACAAUUUCAUAUUGAAGUUCUUUUGAUCAAGAACUUUCAAAGUAUUCCUUUUCACAUAAUUUUGAAAAGUUUUCAAUGUGUUUUCAUUUGUUGGGAAAUCAUUUUUACCUAAAAUACAAUAGUACUAGUGAUUAUUAAUAAUUAAUCCCUUUAUAUUUCCCAUUGUGAAAAUAUUGUGUAUAUUUUUCGCCAAUCAUUUAUUUAUUCACACUAGAAAUUUAUGUUUACAGAAGAUCGCGAGCUAGUAUACUUUUCAAAACAUAUCAUCUCUUUCCAUAGAAUUUUCAUUACCAAACAUAAACCCACACUGCCCGGCCCGGCCCGGCCCCUUUAUUAAGUAGUACAGGUAAGAAAGAGUAUUCUUCAAUUCUUUCCAUAAAUAGUUGUUUAUAACAACGUACGACCUGCUGAAAUUAAGUUUUCCUGCAUAUAUAUACAUCACACAAUUAUGCAAAAACGUUGUACGUUGUUCUCACUCGGAUGGACUCGGUAUUCCGACUCGGUAAUGGUGACCGAGUUAGCUAUCUCCAUAGUAUAAUGCACUCCUUUGCUGCCUCUUACGUGUGCCUUUGGUCCUACUCACCUGAUCUCAAUUUUUUGUACUGUGAAGAAGGACACUUCCUAGAAGAGGCGAGUUCUUCGACUAGAGGAGUAUCGAUUCCUCGACGACUCUUCGACGAGUACAAACUAUCUGUUUUUCCUGUUGGGAAUGAUCUAGUCCCAGGACUUGCAUUCAGAGACACAAACCCCUAUUUAGAGCUGCAGGAGCUAGAUCUUCAACGGCUCGCGACAAUCGAAUCACAGCGUCACUUCUACCAGGAAGCAAAGAUUAAGACUGCGGUAUUCAUAGGUUGCGAGCAAGGUGAGAUUGAACUCGGCAUGUCCAGUAUACAACAAAACUUGGAGAAGAAGAUGCAAAACCUAUUUCCAUCAAUGGAUUUUCCGAGACCAACGAUCGAUCAACAAAGCAAUUGCAAGCCAUCACCUUCUUCAUCGCAGUCCAUGGAUAGUCCUGAGUACACCUCACUCUUUUACAACUUCACUGGAGGCGGCUCUUCCACCUUCCAUCUUCAACAACCUGAACAUCCUGCUGCUAUUAGGGAAACACAGUCGAUCCCUACUGCUGUUACAAUGACAGCAGCAACUACUAAUGCUGCUAUUAGGGAAACACAGUCGAUCCCUGUUGUUGUUACCAUGACAGCAACAACUACUAAUGUUGCUAUUAGGGAAACACAGUCGAGCCCUGCUACUACUACUGCAUCUAUUGGUGUCACACAUCUUCAUCAUCACCCUUUGCUCCAAAACGUUCCUUUCCCUACUAUAGAAACCACUGACGCUGCCUUAACGAAGGCGUAUCUGGCAAUCCUGUCAUCUCCUUCUACAUCUUCAACUGGUGGCGAGACAAGUUCUUGUCCUUAUGGUUAUCAAGUAAGGCGAAAGGCGAGCGCCUUUGGAAGUUUUCAUCCUUCAGGUUCAGGUUCAGGUUCAGGUUCAGGUUCAGGUUCAGGGACGAGUUCGAGUUCGAGUCAGUUAAAGAGGUUUGAUUUCAGAAGGCAGACGUUGUUGAAACGUGCCCUUGCUUUCUAUAGAGAGAUCAAUUUUAGGAGGAUACAAGAGCUUUCUUUGCAAGGGCCAAGCCGCCCUAGUAGCAAUCAGUUGCACCAUAUGAUAUCUGAGAGGAAAAGGAGAGAGAAAAUCAAUGAGAGCUUCCAAGCUUUAAGAUCCUUGCUCCCUCAAGGCACCAAGAAAGACAAAGCAUCAGUGUUAAGAACAACAAAGGAGUAUUUAAGCUCUUUAAAAGAUCAACUCUCAGAGCUUAACAAAAGGAACCACCAACUCAUGGAGGCACAACUCGCGACGAGGCGGCGAGUAACAACAACUACAAGUGGUGGUGUAGACGACGUCUCAACGAACAACGAAAGAUUAUCGGUCAAGGUUACACCGGCGGACUCAUCAGAAUCAACAACAACAUCAGGAGCAAGAAUGUUAGACUUACAAAUAAUAUUGAGGACAGAAACUCAAGUCCCAGAUUUGGUUAUAAGAAUAUUAGAAUUUCUUAAGCAAGUUAAAGAAGCAAGUAUUAUAUCAAUGGAAGCUCAAACUCAUCAAGGUCAAGUUCCUACAAAUUGGGUCACAUUUAGACUGAAAAUUGAGGGAAACAAAUGGGAUGAAUCUUCUUUCACUGAAUCAAUCCGAAGACUUCUUGCUGAUUUGGUUUCUUGACAUUAUUGAGAAUCACUUGUGCAUUUGAUUGAUUGCUACAUACAUCAAAGUUUGUGUACCCGUUCAAUACAAAUUAUCGGACAGAAGAUUUUAUACGAUAUACAAGUCACCAUAAGCACACACAUGUAUCAUGAAUACGUUUGAAUGCACCAGAUAUUCAUUGUAAUUUAACAUGUAACAAUUUUUUAUUUUUUUAGGGGAUGUAACAAUCUUGUAUUAGGAGCCCAUUACCCUACUUACCCUGACUUCAUCUGCGGAACGUGUGUCAACUAUCCCUACUUCCGACCCAUCAAACACACCCAUAACUAGACCUGUCAAACGGGUCGGUCGGGUCGGGUUGUAAAAAAUUAUUUUCGGGUUCGGGUUGAAUCGGGUCGGUCAUUUUUGGGUUCGGGUUUACAAAUGUUUGUUCAAGACCCAGAACUUU